This is a messenger RNA of Spirometra erinaceieuropaei, 261 nucleotides long. The record is from the annotation of a GenBank genome assembly. NCBI's taxonomy places the organism in Eukaryota, Metazoa, Platyhelminthes, Cestoda, Diphyllobothriidea, Diphyllobothriidae.
AUGCAGGACUCCUGGAUGGUUCGCAAGGACGAAGAGAUGCAGGCAUACAUCGACGGCCAUGACUCAAAGAAUUCCUUCGCUGCAAUCAAGGCGAUCUACGGCUUCCCAACAAAGAGAACUGCACCAAUUUUCAACUCCAAUGAAUCAACGCUUUUGAUGGAGAAGUCACAGAUACUGAAGCGCUGGGCCGAGCACUUCAGAAGCGUCCUCAACUGUCCCUCCACAAUCGCCGACGCGCCAACGACCGGCUCCCACAAGUGA